CGCUGCUGCUGAGAAUCACGAAACCCAACUUUCCAGCAUGCUUUGAGCGCCUUCAUUUUCGCGUCCGUCAACAACCAUUUGCUUUAUUGUCAUCCCACACAGCUAGGUCUACAGAAAUCACUCCCUUCACGAAAAACGCAUCUAUAAGCAUCCCUCUUUUGCUCUACCCUACCUCGCACAGCCGGUAAUCUUUAGGGGCAUGACCCUCUGAUCCCGCCCUCACGCAACGCCGAACUCGUCAAGAACACCUCUCUCCUCCCCCUCCCCUCCUCUUCCACCCACCCAUACAUCACGCAACAUGGCGACGAAGCCGCCGCCCCAGCCAGCUGCAUCGCCAGCUACCGCUGGAGUCCCCUCGAUCUCACGCCGGCAACCACUGCGACAAGCGCGGUCCGCGCGUAAGCCCGCGCCGAAGCCGGUGAUCAACGGGAUCGAAUCCUCGGGGCAGCACCACCCACCAGCGAACUUCUACCCCGCGCUCGCGGCGUUCACGGAUGCGGUCGACGCGCUACCGUCAGAGAUCAUCCGGCACUUCACGCUGCUGCGCGAGGUCGACGCGAAGGCGUGUCUGCCCGAGGCGAACCUGCGCUUGCUCAUCGACGCCGCGGAGAGGCUCGAUACUCCCGGGGAUCCGUACGAGUUCGACGAGGCCAUGGAGGCGCUGAAACAGCUUAAUGAGCUGAGACAGCGACGCGAUAAUGACCAGGGUGGGCUCGCGGCGGAUCCCCCGUCGGUCGCGCUCCUGGCUGAGUUGGAGAAGCUGGAAGCCGCGGAGACGGCAGCUACGGCUGCGGGGACUACGAUUCUGGGGACCGCGGAGACUAGGAGGGCGAGGUGUCACCAGAUUAGGGGGCAGAUUGCCGAUCUGUUGAUAACGCAGGACGAGAAGAUUCACGUCAUCACCACUGCCGUCGAUGCGCUAAACAAGCACCUCGGACGUGUCGAACACGCGUUUGCCUACGUCGAGAAGGAGAUCCCGUCGCUCUACCGCAAGGGUAACCCCGAGCACUGGGCCUACAAGGAACCCAUGAAGAGGGGCACCGCUGCGCAGAUCGCCAGGGAGAAGGAGAGGGAGAAGAGGGAGCAGGAGGAAAGAUACCACCAGAUCCAGAUGGAGCGUGAGAGUCACGUGCGUGGAGCUGUACCUGGCCGCGCCGGCAAGUCGCACCACCAUUACGCGCACCAUCAACACCAGGACGAGCCCACCGAACCGAAGAAGAAGGCUAGGAAAACUGGUGAUAACGAGACGCUCAGUAGUACCAAGCGGAUCGCGGACCAGCAGGCGGGCGCGCAACAGCAGCAGGCUACCAAGAAGAGGAAGGCUGCCGCUACCAAGGAGGAUAAGGAGAAGGCCACGAACGCGAAAGGCACGGCGAGUCCGAGGGCGGGAACACCAGUGCCGAAGAAGGUCAAGACUGUUGCACAGAGGGCUCCCCGAAGGACCGCCCAAACCCCGACGGCCUCGGCCACAAACUCGCCGCUCCUGGGCCAGCCUGUCAUCCCGCAUCCCCAUAUCCAGCCAAUAGCGGUGGCUACCAUCACCUCACCACUGCACAUCACUUCCCAUUUCCCGGCCCCUCCCAUACCGGCUGCUGCACUGACUUCAACUCCUGCACUUCCUUCCACCACUCCCAUCGCCCCCAGCAAAUCCCAUGCCAAAAAAGAAACCCCCAAGCCCGUGGCGGCGGAACCAGAAGAUGUGGAGAUGCCCCCCGCCCCUCGAUACCUCGAGGUCAUCGCAAGCAAAGAAAAGGAAAAAGAACGGGAAUCCCCAAAACUGGAGAAGGAACACACCGCACAUCCGCAUCCCAUACCUCCACCCCCGCCCCCGCCUCCCCCGCCCCCUACAAAACCCUCCCACAAAAAGAAGCAGCGGAUACUUUCCCCCGACGCCACGCCUACAUCUGUUGUUUCCCCUGCGAUUGCCGCCGCCGUCGAGGAGCCACAAAUAAAGAAGGGCUCUCCCAUCGUUCCCCCACCAAAGAAGGAGAAAGAGGAGCCCGUGGCCAACACCAAGUCCAAGCCCGCCGCCUCCUCGGGCGAACUCAAGACGGCCGCAUCCACCACCGUCACUCCCGGCAGCACCCGCAACCGCAAGCGCGCGGACUCAUCCGCCACCGCUGUUGCCGCUGCUGCCGCCUCCACUCCCGCCCCGGCCAAGAAGAGCCACAAGGCGAAGAGCCAGCAAAAGCCGGUGGCCGCAGCCGCCGCCGCAGCAGCCUCCACACCCAUCGGCCUUGGGAUCACCACCGCCACCACCGUCUCCACCACCGCCUCUACCGCUGCCACCUCCACCUCCGCCUCCACAACGAAAACGAAAGAGAAGGAAACGGCGGGGGCGGAGACGGGCGACGACGAGGAGGAGGGCGAGGAAACGUAUUGCUACUGCAAUCAGAUCAGCUACGGAGAGAUGGUCGCCUGCGAUGGCGACGAGUGCGAGCGCGAGUGGUUCCAUCUUAGCUGUGUCGGCCUCUCUCAGGCCCCUAGGGGUAAGGCGAAGUGGUAUUGUAAUGACUGCGCGAAGGGAAAGACCUCUAGGGGCGCGAGUCGCGUUUAGUGUAGCUAGGUUGGUGGAAUCGGGAGGUGAGUGGGUGUGGGAGUGGGAGAGAGGG
This is a messenger RNA of Tricharina praecox, 2612 nucleotides long. RefSeq lists its product as uncharacterized. The coding region runs from base 299 to 2557 and encodes 752 amino acids. Gene Ontology annotation, cellular component: Rpd3L complex; nucleus; Rpd3L-Expanded complex. Lineage: Eukaryota; Fungi; Ascomycota; Pezizomycetes; Pezizales; Pyronemataceae. The record is from RefSeq and is a predicted model, not a curated record. Gene Ontology annotation, biological process: regulation of DNA-templated transcription. The transcript has 2 exons.